AUGAGUGAAUUUGAACAAACCGUUCACAAGGCAACCAAUUCAAAAAUUACUGCACCAAAGAGAAAACAUGUUAGAGCAAUUGUAUUGACAUGUUAUGCUGAUAAUAGUGCAAGACCAUUUUUCAAUGAAAUAUACAAGAGACCAUUAGACACUAAUGAUGUAGUCUGUUAUAAAGCUUUAACAACUAUUCACAAGGUGGUUCAAGAAGGUCCAAAAAAUGUAUUAGCAGAUACUAGUAAAAAGAUUAAUUGGUUUGAAAGUUUGAGAGCACAUUGGAGUAGAUAUCCCGAUACAAAGGGAUUCGGUCACUUGAUUGCCGAGUAUUGUACAUUUUUCGUUGACAAGAUCCGAUUCCACAUUGCACAUCCAGAGUUUGAUGGAGGCCUUUCCAUUGAAAACUUUCAAAAGAAUAACAAGUUUGAAGAUGUCGAGAUUGAUCGCAGUAUCCAAACUGUCAGUCAUUUGAUGGACUUGCUCGACGCAGUAUUUAGAAUGCAAAAUGCCGUCGUCGACGCUGCCCCAUACAAUGACUGCAAAACUUCCUCUUUUAUCCCCCUCGUCCUAGAGUCUUACGCAAUCUAUUUAUUAGUAGUUCAAUUUUUAACUGCUCUUGUUGAUAAGGUAGAUACAAUGGAAGUGAUUGAAUUUGCAAUUCAAAGAUUUUAUACGCAAUAUCAGACAUUGAGAAACUUUUAUCUCAAUGCCAACGCAAUCAAUAGUGUGUCGAGUGUGAUUGCUGUUCCCAACUUGCCACCCGAUCCCCCUAAAUUCAUUCGUAAGCGUCGUGAGGCACCCAAGCAACGUCCACCUCCCAAGGAGUUGUCGCCACCACCUGUGCGCCAGGAGCUGCCCCCUCCAGUACCCGAGGUGACACAGAUCCCCGUGCCCGUGCCAACACCCGUGUUUAUCCGUCAGACUGUGCCAGUCUAUGCCAACCCAUUCAUGCAACAACAACAGGACAAUAGUAUGUGGGGAGGCCAGUUUGGUGGAGGCGGCCCACAAAUGCAAUAUCAACAACAACCUCAACAACAAAUGAUACAUACACCUCCACAACCAAUGCAAAUGCCUCAACAACCACCUCCACAACAACAAUUCGAUCAUAACAAACAAUCACAAUGGGUUACAUUCAACAAUGAAGAAGAGACUAAUAAUCGAUCACGUUCACAGAGCCAACAAGCUCCUUUGGAGAAAAAGGAGGCUCAGUUGGUGCAGAGCAGUGGGUCGCCGACAUCGUCGCUUCCAUCGACUGCAUUGUCUGGAGGUAGUUCGUCGGCUGAAAAGACGCGAGUCAUCACCAAGGUCAUUACCAAGACGGUCAGCAAUACGGCCGAGUUGAAUGCUUUGCGUGCACGUGUCGAAGAGCUCGAGAAGUUGUUGGCAGAGGAACAAGACAAGAACAAAGCAUUGCAACUCAGAUUGUCAGAGCGUGAGGCAAUGAUCCAAGAGGUGACUGUUGCCCGCAAGCGUCUCGCCGAGAUGACAGACUCCAACAACACUUACACUUCAGAGGUGGUCAAGCAAAACGAGCAGUUGCGUGAACAGUACAUGGCAUUACGUGACUAUUACGAGAAGCAACGUUUGACACGUCUCGAAGCUGACUUUACCAAUGUUCAAAAGUCGCUCAACGCAUACAUCUCGUCGCUUGACAACCCCAACAACCUUGGCAACCCCGAUGCUACCCACCAACUCGUCAUUGAAGAUUUGGCACACCACAUGUCACAGGCACAAAGCUUGUUGAACUUGUGUAGCAAGGAAGGUGAUAUUCCAGAGAUGGAUAUUUUCGGCGCAGUCAACUUGGUGAGUGACUCGCUCAAGAACCUCUUUUCCGAUGCCAAGGGUGCAUCGCGUUUGAUUCUCGACCAGGGAUUGCAGAGUCGUUUCCUCGACGCUGCACGUCGUAUUGGUGGAUUGACACAAAACUUGUUUGAGAGUGUUCGUUUGCAGGGUGGUCAAUGUCAAGAUGAGGAGGACCGCAAGCGUAUGGCUGCUGGCGUGUCAUCCCUUCAAAAGGGUGUAGGAGAGUUGGAGAAUCUUGCUAGAACUGCCGAGAAUGCUCAAGCAGCCGACGAGAAGAAGCUCGAGGACCAAGGAUUCGAUCUCGACGACUUGGCUGAACGCGAGCUUAUGGCCGCUGCCAAGGCCAUCGAAGAUGCCGCCAACUCGUUGCUUGCCGCCAAGGCCAAGCGUCCACCUAAAAAAGAGGGAGAAAUGCCAGAUGUGCAAGAGGCAAUUCUCGAGGCUGCCAUGGCCAUCACAUCGGCCACAUCGACUUUGGUCGGUGCUGCCACGCUCGCACAAAGAGAGCGUGUUGAAAAGGGUCGUGCUGGAGGACCAAAUGGCCCACUCUACCGUCGUGACCCUACAUGGGCUGAAGGUCUCAUUUCAGCUGCCAAAGCUGUCGCUGCCACCACACGUGCAUUGGUCGAUACUGCCAACAAGGCUGCCAGCGGACAAGAAAUCCCAGGUGGUACCGAGGAAGCACUCAUUGCCACCUCCAAGGCUGUCACUGCUGCCACCUCUCAACUCGUCGCUGCCUGCAAGUCCAAGAGUGACAUCAACUCACCAUCCCAACACAAAUUGUCCAAUGCUGCCAAAAGCGUCCAACAUGCCACCAACCUUUUGGUCGCUGCUGCCAAGGCUGUUGCUGCCAAUGUCGCCGCCGAAGAAGAAAUUGACUUUAGUGGUCUCACCAUCACUGGUUUCAAGGUCAAAGAAAUGGAACAACAAAUGGCUAUCCUUCGUCUCGAAAAAGAAUUGGAAUAUGCUAGAAAGGGUCUAAGUGGUAUGAGAAAACAACAAUAUCAAGAUUCUGCUCCCUCAAUUUAA
Messenger RNA from Cavenderia fasciculata, 2826 nucleotides. RefSeq names its product I/LWEQ domain-containing protein (gene hipA). Gene Ontology annotation, biological process: clathrin coat assembly; endocytosis; actin filament organization. Lineage: Eukaryota; Evosea; Eumycetozoa; Acytosteliales; Cavenderiaceae. Gene Ontology annotation, cellular component: clathrin-coated vesicle; actin cortical patch. Gene Ontology annotation, molecular function: clathrin-cargo adaptor activity; actin filament binding; clathrin light chain binding. The transcript is spliced from 4 exons. The record is from RefSeq and is a predicted model, not a curated record. The coding region runs from base 1 to 2826 and encodes 941 amino acids.